Molecule: messenger RNA, 4855 nt
Organism: Periophthalmus magnuspinnatus
Lineage: Eukaryota; Metazoa; Chordata; Actinopteri; Gobiiformes; Gobiidae
Gene: hsd17b4
Product: hydroxysteroid (17-beta) dehydrogenase 4
Exons: 25
Coding region: 129-2333 (734 amino acids)
Molecular function (GO): oxidoreductase activity
Source: RefSeq, a predicted model, not a curated record
GCCUACAACCCGGAAGUGAGCGCAGUCAUUCUGUUUGGCUGACUCUUCUGUGUACCUCGUCUCUCGCCUCAUAUCACUCAUAGCAUUUUUGGUUUUAUUUUAAGGACAUCUGAGAAAAUCAUUCAGCGAUGGCUCUUUCAUUCACGGGGAGGGUUGUUUUGGUCACUGGAGCUGGAGGAGGACUUGGAAAAGCGUAUGCCCUGGCUUUUGCUGAACGAGGGGCUGCAGUUAUAGUGAAUGACCUCGGGGGAGAUAUUAAAGGAGGUGGGAAGAGUUCUGCUGCUGCUGAUAAGGUGGUGGAAGAGAUAAAAGCUAAAGGAGGAAAGGCAGUGGCCAACUAUGAUUCUGUUGAAGAUGGAGAAAAGCUAAUACAAACUGCACUGGAAGCUUUUGGCAGAAUAGAUGUGGUUGUGAACAAUGCGGGGAUCCUUCGUGAUCGCUCGUUUGCCAGGACCAGUGAUGCGGACUGGGAUAUUAUCCACAGAGUUCAUUUGAGAGGCUCGUUUUUGGUGACCAGAGCUGCAUGGAACCACAUGAAGAACCAAAAAUUUGGCAGAAUCAUCAUGACCACUUCUGCUGCGGGCAUCUAUGGGAACUUUGGACAAGCUAACUACAGCGCAGCAAAACUGGGAAUGCUGGGAUUGGCGAAUACUUUGGCUAUUGAAGGAAAGAAAUACAAUGUGAACUGCAACACCAUAGCUCCUACGGCCGGAUCCCGCCUGACUGAGACCGUGAUGCCCCCAGACCUAUUGGAGAAUUUGAAGGCUGAAUAUGUGGCUCCUUUGGUCCUUUGGCUCUGUCAUGAAGAUUGUCGUGAGAACGGUUCACUGUUUGAGGUUGGAGCUGGCUGGGUUGGUAAAUUGCGUUGGGAGCGUGCAAAGGGUGCCAUUCUGAGACAAAAUACCCGCCCCAUGACUCCAGAGGAUGUGAGAGACCAGUGGGACAAGAUCUGUGACUUUACAAAUGCAGACAAGAUCGCCACAAUCGGAGAGUCGGUUCAGUCGUUGGUGAAUGUGCUUUCUCAAGUGCAGUCUGGAGCAGAGGUUGGAGCCCAUCCCGCGUCCUCUGUGUCCUCAGCUUCAGAGGUCAAUAAUAAUCCCGCAGUGGGACAUAAACUGGCUCAGUCCCAGUUUACCUACAGCCACAUGCAGUGCAUCCUGUACGCUCUGGGGGUGGGCAUGUCAACCAAAGACCCCGACUCUCUCAGGUUUUUGUAUGAGAAUCACCCGGAGUUUAGCUGCCUCCCCACGUUCGGAGUCAUUGUGUCCCAAGACGCCUUGAUGAGAGGAGGCUUAAUGUCAGUGCCUGGACUAAACAUUGACCUAACACAGGUAUUACAUGGAGAGCAGUACUUGGAGCUGUUUAAACCGCUGCCAACAUCAGGGACGUUGACCAUUGACGCAACUGUAGCUGAUGUUUUGGACAAAGGAUCUGGUGCUGUGAUUCUAUUGGAUGUGAAUGCGUACAACGGUGAUGAGCUCAUUUGCUUCAACCAAUAUUCCGUCUUUGUGGUCGGAGCUGGAGGCUUCGGAGGGAAGAGGAGCUCGGAUAAAGCCAGACCCCCCGUGGCUCCACCCAAACGCGCUCCAGAUGCCGUGAUGGUCGACUCCACCACCAGAGACCAAGCUGCCUUGUACCGUCUAAGUGGUGACUGGAACCCUCUUCACAUAGACCCAAGUUUUGCUGCGAUGGGAGGUUUCAAGCAGCCCAUUCUACACGGUCUCUGCUCUUUUGGAUUUGCUGCCAGACAUGUCCUAAAGCAGUACGCAGACAACGACCCCGCUAGAUUUAAAGCCAUCAAGGUGCGUUUCUUGAAGCCAGUGCUGCCAGGACAGUCCCUCCAGACAGAGAUGUGGAAGGAGGGCAACAGAAUCCAUCUGCAGUGCAAAGUGAAAGAGACCAACGCUGUGGUUCUCUCCGGGGCUUACGUGGAUUUACACCCAGCAUCAGACGAAGCUCCAGAAAGUAUCCCCAAUAGCGAGGGGCUGCAGAGUGAGCUGGUGUUUGCAGAGAUUGGCCGUAGGAUUAAAGACAUGGGCUCAGAGCUGGUCAAAAAGGUCAACGCUGUGUUUGGAUGGGAGAUCACCAAGGACGGACAGAACGCUGCGCAAUGGACCAUUGAUCUGAAGAGCGGCAGCGGCUCCGUUCACAAAGGUCCCUUCAGUGGAAAGACCGACGUAACCAUCACAGUGUCCGAUGAAGACUUCAUGGAGGUGGUGCAGGGCAAACUCAACCCUCAGAAGGCUUUCUUCUCGGGUAAACUAAAGAUCAGAGGAAACAUCAUGCUUAGUCAGAAGUUGGAGGUCAUCUUGAAGGACCACGCCAAGCUGUAAAGCGGCGCUCACACUUGUCCUGGUUUGGUCCUGAUGUAAACUUGGUUUGGUCCUGGUCUGGUCCAACUUUAUUCCUGAGUUAAGUCCCAAUUUUGAUGUGGUGAUUUUGUGCAAGUGUGAAUACAACUUAAAACGGCAUCAACAGCUGAUCAAGAAUCCGACCAAGACAAACAGACCAUCUUCACCAACCAGGAGAGUUUAAUACAAGACGCAAAACAAAAAAUAAAACUGAAUUAUGUUUAACAAAACAAUAAAAGGUAGCACUUUGUUGGUGUUUUUUUAAGGCCAUUAACAUGUUAUUACGAAGAUUGAAUUCAUAUUGAUCAAAUAGUUUAGAAUGGUUCAGGCUGAGGUCCAAACAGUGACACCUGCUCACUUAACCAAACUCUCCCCCAGCGUGAAAACCAGAGAUCUAUCAAGUUUUUUCAAGCUUAAAAUUUCAAAUCCUAAAAUUCAAGUCAAAAUUCAAACUGCUUUUUCCUCAGCAUCUUUGGAUUUUUGCUGCAAAUUUUAGAAUCGAUCGUGUGUGACUGAAUGUGUUUCCUGUUGGCUGUUCUCUUCUGUGUUUAGGGAUUAAAGAGACGUUUUGUUGAGACUAAAUCUGACCAAUCAGAUCAGCUCCCUGCAGCAUUUCCUAGUUGUUCCUAAGUUAGAUCAAUUCACUUGGGAUCGAUUGCUCAGGCCUUGGCAUUUAUAUUUUUUCACAGUGAAUUUUACAUUUUCACAGUUUAAAAAAAAUAGCACCAUUUACAAUUGAAUGAUUGAAUGAAAUUGAAUGAAAAAAAAGAUCUUGGAGUGUUUACAGAGGCUCUGUAUAAACACAAUGUACAGGCCAGUUAAGCAGUACUGUAAUUACUAUUUACUUUAAGAAGUUACUAGUUACUUUAAGAAUCUGAACCCGAUUUUGAACCAUAAAUGAAAAACAUCGAGAAUGAACCGUUAGCCCCGCCCAGAAAUACAUGUCUGGGAUAGGGAUGGGACGAUAUAUGAUAAUAUUGUUAAUCGUGAUAAAAAAGGUCCGCAAUUAAUUGUUCGUGAAAUUUUUUAAUAAUCGAGAUCAUCGCGCACGAUUAUAAUCGCCUUUACGGCACCACACUGCCUCAUGUUUCCAGUUCCAAUACAAUGUUUAGAUGUUAGUUCUGGCGUUUGCCCACUCUGUCACUGCAAUGACACUUGUAGCUUCUGUGCUUAUCUCCGUCUGAAAUAUAUUCUGUCAGAUAUCAACAAUAAACAAAGUCUGAUCCGUAACUCUCCACUGGAACGUACCAGUGCGCGCCUCACCCGUGCGCACAGAUGAGACGCUAAUGUGUGCACAUCUUAUAUUUUUACCUACAAUAAUGCAAACUGCAGAAUAAAACAACACCUUUUAAACAAUAGACAAAUUAAGUCUAAUUCAUACAGCUGAACACAAAUGUGCCAGAGCGCAUGGUCCGAAUGCUCACUAUGUGCACAGAAGCAACGAUAACGAUUAUACACGGUAUAUUUUACCUACAAUUAAGUCAAUAGCAGAAUAAACCACGCUUAUCGAUCGAGAACAGCAUCCAAUCCAUCAAAAAAUAAGGUCCUUUACUCCUGAGUCCACUGUGGGAUCUUUACUCUUUGCCAUGAACCGCUCCGGGUCAGAGAUGCCUCUGGUUUAACUUGUACAAACAUCCACAGUGUCCUCGAUCACGUCCUCCCUUUGGUUUGUCCGUUUCGUCAUGUUUAAAACGCAAACCAACAGUGCGUAAAAUGCGCCAUUAUGCGCAGGUUUCUGCAUCCACUCGGCUUCGGCCGUUUAUUUUGUGGACAUAAUUUCUUGACUGGAUUAUAUUCUCUGGACCUUUACGAAACAAAUGAGACCAACUUUGUGUGAAUAUGUUGAUAUUUGACAGAACCAGAGCGCUGAAUGGUAAAUGAAGUCCAGAUUCACACUUUGUGGCUUUUCUGUAAAAACGUCUUUCCUGUCAGCACUGUGGUGAUUAACAGGUUCAUAAUUAUCGCGAUAAUAUCGUUAAUUGCGAUUAUUUUGGCCACAAUAAUCGUGAAUCUAAAAUUUAAUAUCGUCCCAUCCCUAGUCUGGGAUCGUCACAGGGAGUUGUUUCUACCUGGUUCUCAUCACCCCACCCCAUUCACAAAUCGCUACUUUUACAAUAGACCAUUUAGUAAAUAAAAAUGUUCCUGAUCUUCAAAAAAUGCCAGGUUUAAAAUGUUUUUAAAAAUUAAUUCCCAUAACCUGGUUCCAUCAGCUGUGAUGAUAACUCUGUUGUUAAUAAUAAAACUACUACUUGACUUCUUUCAAAUAAUUCUUUUUAAAUAAGAAAUAGCUUCAAUGUUAAGUACUUGGCUGAGAUCAAUGCUAUUUCAGAUGCUCACAACUACCACUUUUGUGCAUUUAAAGCCGCUCUGCCAAGAAAUUAAAACAGUUAAACAAUUUCUGUAAUUAAUAAUGUAACGUGUACAGUGUCAUAUCUUUAUACUGUCCAAACUGAGAUGUUUUAAUAUGAAAGUUUUCUCUAAUAAACCCAAUGAUAUUAAACGUG